Spirodela intermedia is the source of this 2472-nucleotide messenger RNA. The record is from the annotation of a GenBank genome assembly. Lineage: Eukaryota; Viridiplantae; Streptophyta; Magnoliopsida; Alismatales; Araceae.
AUGUCGUCCCGUCAGCUGCAGCAGGUGAAGGCUUCGCACAUCUUGAUCAAGCACGAGGGGUCCCGGCGGAAGGCCUCCUGGAAGGAUCCGGACGGGGUGAGGAUCCAGAGCACGAGAAGGGACAGCGCCGUUGCGCAGCUCAAGGCCCUUCGGGAGGAGAUCAUCUCAGGCUCGGCGACGUUCGAGGACGUCGCCUCCCGCCACUCCGACUGCAGCUCUGCCAAGCGUGGCGGGGAUCUUGGUAAGCUUGUUACAUGAAAUCUUUGUUGCGGUUACGCUAGCAUCCGUAGACACUGGGAAUCGAAUUUUCCUUCCAGGGGUGAAUGGAUCGCAGAUGUCCGCACAUCGGGUAAAGAAUUAGGUCGAAUAUUCUCAUCCGAGUUUGCUAGGUCACGAUAGAUCUCCCAUUCACGGCCUCAUAAAUUAUUAAUUAUAUUUUUUUUGGGAGGGGGACUGCAUUUGUUAAUUACCUUUCUCCAUUAAGUGAUUUACGGGAGACAUUCCCGGUAAGCGGUGAGUGUGAGAGAAAUAAAGAGAAUGAUGGUAAACUGUUGUUCUGGGAUUAUUAGCGUUUGGACAAUAACAAAAUAUAUCGGAGGAUGCCUUUUUUUCGUAUCCAUCGUGGCCGAAGUAAGAUUACGUUGUUUUUCAUAUUUUGGCCGUGUUAAACAAAGAGAGAGAUCACACCAGUUAAGAGACUUUGAUUUGCAUUGAUUGCCUAAAAAUUUACCUGGUUAUGAUAGAUUUGUGUGUUUUAAGUUAGUAUGUACUUUUUGAAUGGUCAGUACCCUCUUAUCAAUGUUUUCCUGUCCUCUUUUAAAUUGCUUGUUCUAUUUCUGAUCGUAUGAAGCAGGUGAAUGGUUCUCAUGUAUGUGGAUAACAACUAAGCCAGAGACGAAUUUUUUUCCUUUUUCAUGCUAUCCAUAGUCUCCUUUGUAGUAAUUUUCAUGUCACAUAUUUGGGGCUUAAGGAAAAUCUUUGGGAUAAUAAGUAAUUUGGAAAUGUACUUUGGUAAGAUAAUCCCCUGAGUCGUUCACAUUUAUAUCCUAUCGUAGGCCCUGACUUCACUUUUUAUGUUACUAAUAUCUGCACAUCUACAAGUUGGAUUUAAAUUCAACUUUUUCUUUUAGAACUGAGUUGAUUUCAGUUAUCACUAACAUCAGUGUUAGUGAAGUUUUCUCUCUCCCCCUCUCUAUCUCACUGCUUCUUCAUUCUCUUUCUUUCUCUCACACUCACCGCUUACCAUCUCUCUCUCUCUCUUAUUGCCCCCCUUCACUCUCUUCCUUUCUCUCACUCUCACUAGUACCCAUCUAUUUGUAGCAUCUCUCUUUCUCUCUUGCUUACUCUCUCUCUCUCUUGUGUACUCUCCCUCUCUCUUAUUCACUCACUCACUCACUCACUGUCGGCAGCAUCAUCAAUUUAUUUCAAUACUUUAAAAUUGGGCCAUUGUAGGUGUUUAACCAGAUACUAUCAAUGGCUAAUGGAGUGCCAUCAUGUUAAAUUUCUGAUUCCUUGAAGAGCCCAUUCCUGGUUCCACUUUGGAACAAUUUUUUUGUGCUUGUAAUCUCAGCCCAGGUUUGCUCAUUGUUCUUCAUUUUCUGAUUAAUGGGUCUCCUGGCAUUUGUCUAAGAUUCAAAUGGCCCUAUGUUUAACUUGUAGAUAAUAUAACUGGUUGUGUUGGCAUGCUAUGACAUCCUCAGUCAAAUGCCUCUAGUAGACCCUGGGUCACAUGUUACAGUUUAAGCAGUGCAGAUGGAGCUCUCUCUUCUGACGAUCCAGAAGGAAAUCUAAGUGAGGAUCUUCCUAGCCAUCUUUUCACUGUAAUACACAGCUUUCUCCAGAUGUUAUACUUCCUCGUGUUCAACUUCGUUCAGUUGUAAGAUUCUGGGUGGUGCCUUUGACCAUGUUACUGGUGGCCAUUGAUGCUUAGCAUGCCUGAAGGUGCCUUGGUGUUCUUUGUACUCUUCACAUCUUUCUAUACACCGACAUCAAGGAUUUAACUGACCUUUGGGGAAGUAGGUCGAUGAAUUUAGCCUGAUUCCUAUAACUUCUCACAAAAAAGGGUAUUUAAAAUAAUACUGAUAAUAAUAAUAAUAAUAGUUUUCCCAUGUUUUGGAUUUCCCUUGACCUUUGACUCAUCUCCACAUCACAUUCAAGCUACUGUAGAUUGACCCAUUGGUGGCAUGUGAAGACAUUACAUAAAUCCCUUCAGCCUUCGAAGUGUAGAUAUAGAGGGGGGGGGGGUAUGUAUGCAUUCAUGGGGAUGAUGGAAUCUCAAUGAGCGGGAGAUCCUCCGCCUCUUGUUUGGCUCUCCUUCGUGUCCUGAUUCCUUUGAUUCCUCUUUCAGGCCCUUUCAAGCGAGGCCAGAUGCAGAGGGCCUUUGAGGACGUCGCAUUCUCCCUGAACGUUGGGGAGAUCAGCGACAUCGUGGACACGGAUAGUGGGGUCCACAUCAUCCUGAGAACCGCCUGA